This is a messenger RNA of Moneuplotes crassus, 359 nucleotides long. NCBI's taxonomy places the organism in Eukaryota, Ciliophora, Spirotrichea, Euplotida, Euplotidae. The record is from the annotation of a GenBank genome assembly.
CGAAAAUGGAAAAAGCCCUCGUGCUUGAUAAUACAGGAUUAGUUGUGCAGAACAACAGUGAGUUAAGUGACAAACUUGCUGGGUCUAUUUCAGGGAUUUCAAAGAGCCUACAACAAAUUGCUGAGUUUGUUAAUAAGAUCAAUGGCAACUCCCCUGAUGACCAAAAUGAAGAAGAUGCCAGUGAUGACUACGAUUCCAAGACUAAUAGUAUCAAUGUGCAGUUUGAAGGAAAGACUUUGGAUAUAGUCACUAAUCCUGAAAUGACCAUUGCUAGUAUAAGGAAAACUUAGAGCUUUAAGGCAAGAUCAAGAUAAUAGUGUUAAUCAUAAAUCCUAAUUUGUCUAAGAUUCUUUAGAUCU